AUGAUCAACUUAGGCGCCGGCAAAAAUAAGAAGGACGAGGUCGGAUAUAUGCUUGUGAGUGGAUGCCGUGCCUAUUUCGACCAGUUUAAGGACGAUGCACCUGCUGUAGGGAAUGAGGCGACUGACGAGGUGGAGACGGUGGAGGAAAGGGUCGAAGAUGCGGAGACGAACCAAGACGGCAGAGUUGGGAGGGCUGAGGCGGUGACGGUGGCGUCGAUGCAGAGAAGUGCACGCGAGGACGACAGGCGGGGAGACGGUGCCGCGGCAGUAGAAGAAGUGGCGCCAACGGUUGCGGAAGUACCUUAUUCCCGGAGGCGCAGAGCCCCUGGUCCGGGAGAAUGGAUAACCGCAGCAGAUGAACGGGGGAGGAGGGGAGGACGACAGCUCAGGUUUUCGGAACGUGUUAGGAGGUCUGCUCGUCGCGACACCGAGACGAAGAGAGAAGGGGUGGGGACGCUGGCUGGAAACUUGCAGACGGACCUGGCGGGGGGAUUGGAGGAAGGCGAGGAGGGUGUAGAAGAUCCGCAGCAACCGGGAGAGGCGGGUGUAGAAGAUCCGCUGCAACCGAGUGACACCCGUGAUGCUAUGGAGCGUGUGGGACGCGGCGUGGCAUGUGCAGACGUUGGAGUGGGAGGAGUGGAUCUCGCCUGCAAUCUUCGGCAGCGGACAGAGAAGGACGUGGGUUUCUUGAAAAGUUGCGCAUCAAGGGUAAAGCGGAAGGUGGCCGAAGAGGCACAGAGAGUGGACGUCGACGAGCCAGAGGCGACCGAAAAGGCGCAAAAGGAGGCGCCGAAGAUAGCGGAGGCGGAUGUGCUGCAAAAGGCGGACGCAGAGGCGCGGAGAAUCGCGGCGGUGGAUAAGCAGAGGAAGAAUGAUGCAGAAGCACAGAAGGUCGCGGAUGCAGGGGCGCAGAAUAAGGCGGCGGAGGAGACGCAGAAGCUCGCAGAAGCAGGAGCGCCGAAGAUGGCGGAUGCGCCGGCGCAGCAAAAGGCAGAUGCUGAGACGCAGACGACAGCAGAUGCAAAGGCCCAUAGGACUGAAGAGGUCGACUGGCAGACGAUUGCGGUUGUAGAGGAGCAGAACUUCGCAGAGGAGGAUGUGCAGAAGAAUCCGGAGGAGGCAUCGAAGCUUGCGGACGAGAAGGGGAAGAGGAAGGAGGCCGCAGAUGCAUCAAAGAGUGCAGAGGAGGAGGCGAAUAUGGAGGAGACUCUAGAGGCGUCGAAGAUUACGGAGGAGGAGGCGAAGAGGAAGGAGGCUGCAGAGGCAUCGAAGCCAGCGGAGGAGGAGGCGAAGAAGAAGGAGGCUGCAGAGGCAUCGAAGCUUGCAGAUGAGGAGGCGCAGAGGAAAGAGGCUACAGAUGCGUCGAAGAUCGCGGAGGAGGAGGCGAAGAGUGCUGAGACUCCUGAGGCUCAUAAGACCGCGGAGGAGGAGGAGAAGAAAAAUGCGUCUGCAGAGGCGUCGAAGAAUGCAGAUGUGGAGGCAAAGAGUAAGGAGGCUGCGGAGGCGUCGAAGCUUGCGGAUGAGGAGGUGAAGAGGAAGGAGGCUGCGGAGGCGUCGAAGCUUGCUGAUGAGGAGGCGAAGAGGAAGGAGGCUGCAGAGGCGUCGAAGCUUGCGGAUGAGGAGGCGAAGAGGAAGGAGGCUGCAAAGGCGUCGAAGCUUGCUGAUGAGGAGGUGAAGAGGAAGGAGGCUGCAGAUGCGCAGAAAGCAGCGGAGGAGGAGGCGCAGAAAACCGGAAAUGACGCGAGGAUUUUGGAGGACCAAGGGGUGCAGAGGAGGGCUGACAUGGAGCCGAUUCAGUCGGCAGCAGAUGAUCGAAUAGGACGUGAAGAACACAGGACAGUUGCCGCUGAUAGAGGGGAGGAUGGGGUAGAUCCGUGGGUGCGGAGGUUUUUGGGAAAUACAAUGGAGAGGUCAAGUAGAGGGGUUGAAGAUGGCGCGGCGAGGGUUGUAGUGGAACGUCAAAUGCAGAGGGAGCACGAGAGAGAGUUAGAGGAGAGCGGACCUCAAAUGCCGACGUGGGUGGAGGUAGAGUGGGUGGAGGCAGAGGCGGCCAUUCGGCGGAUGCUGCGGCGCACGAGUACGGUCCUGGUUGAACAGGAGGACGGGUUCGUCGAGGAGGAGAGCUGGGACAUCACCCCAGGAGAGUCGGGAGGGGAGUUGAAGGAGGGGAUGAUAAGGGAGGGUGUAGAGAGGCUGACAGAGGUUCUGAGACAAGACUCCGAGCGGCGGAACAGGGAGAUACAGCAGGCGGAGAAUCGGCGGCAGAAGGAGGAGGCGAAAAAGAAGGAAGCAGAGGCUGCCGAGCGGCUGAAGAAGGAGAAACAACGGGAGGAUGAGCGUAGGCAGAAAGAGGAGGCGAGCAAAAAGGUAGCUGAAGAGUCUGAGAGACGGAAGAAGGAGAAUCAGCGGGAGAUGGAGCGCCUGCAGAAGGCGACGAGAGAGGGGAUGAAGGAGAUGACGGAAUUGAUGAAGGUGAUGAAGGAGAUGAAGGCAGGUUUGAAGGAGACUAAGGAUGGGAUGGUAAAGCAGGUGGUAGAGGGGCUGACAGCGGUUCUGGCAGAGGACUCCGAGCGGCAGAGGAGGGAGAGACAAAAGGAGGAAGAGGAGAAGACAAAGGAAGCAGAGGCCACAGAGCGGUUGAGGAAGAAGAAACAGCUGGACGAAGAGCGGCGGCAGAAGGAUGUGGAGGAUGGAAUAAAGGAGAUGAUGGAGGCUGUGAAGGAGAUGAAGUCGGGGAUGAAGGAGUUGAAGGAGGGGAUGCUAAGUGAAGGCCUCAUUGCCCUUCGCAGUUGUCUUAGUUCAGCUCGUUCCCCCUUAUCGCAGAUUGGCGAGUGCAGCAGUCGUGACCUCGGGUCGCCCAGUAAGCCACGCAUCCUCCCCUCUAUGACCGCCAUAGAGGAGGAGCAGAGUAAGAAGGCAACGGAGGCCGACCAUCUGCAGAGGGAGAAACAGCAAGAGGUGGAGCGGCUACAGGAGGCAGACCGGCAGCAGACGGAGAAACAGCAGGAGAUGGAGUGCCUGCAGAAGGAGGAUGCGCAGAGGAAGGAGGCAGAGGAGGCAGACCGGCAGCAGAUGGAGAAACAGCAGGAGAUGGAGUGCUUGCAGAAGGAGGAUGCGCAGAGGAAGGAGGCAGAGGAGGCAGACCGGCAGCAGAUGGAGAAAUAG
Closterium sp. Naga37s-1 is the source of this 3165-nucleotide messenger RNA. The record is from the annotation of a GenBank genome assembly. NCBI's taxonomy places the organism in Eukaryota, Viridiplantae, Streptophyta, Zygnematophyceae, Desmidiales, Closteriaceae.